Messenger RNA from Caenorhabditis elegans, 978 nucleotides. RefSeq names its product Serpentine Receptor, class U (gene sru-9). Lineage: Eukaryota; Metazoa; Nematoda; Chromadorea; Rhabditida; Rhabditidae. The transcript is spliced from 5 exons. The coding region runs from base 1 to 978 and encodes 325 amino acids. The record is from RefSeq and is marked reviewed.
AUGGAGCUGUUAAAUAAUGUUUCAAUUCAAGGUGACCCACGUUAUAUCAACUAUAAAUUUGAAUUUUUCACAUUCCCAGUGUUUCUUGCACUUGUUCCGUUUACUUAUGUAAUUCCUACAACUGUUAUUGUGUCAAAAAUUUGCAUAUGUUACUUUAAAAAUCCAUCAGGCAAUAGAAAUGGAACAAUGAAUCCUCAUGUGUUUCUGGUUAUUGCGAUAUCUCAGAUUACGAGUAUUUUCUACAUGAUUUCUGAUUACUUGACAACACGAAUUCCAUUUACUGGAGCUAUAACUUCUUGGUGUGCAUCUCAACAACCAAAUCAUCUCUUGAAAGUCUUAUUUUUCUUUUCAACAUACUUUACAUACACUGGAUGGAUAUUUCCAUUUCUUUUGACUACAUUGCGGCUAGUCUCAUUAUACUACCCAUUUAAUCAGGACGAGCUUUGUGCUCGGAUAACACAAUUAUCAAUUCCAUUCAUCUACAUCUGGCCACUGUUCUUCACAUUUACCCUAUUUCCAGCUCUUGGAUUCUGUCGACAGAUUCUAGGCCCUUAUCAGUUUGGUGCCAUUUAUUUUUGGUUUAGUGGAAAUUUGUUUGAUAUAAAAUUAAUAAAAGGUCUUAUUGGAAAUUUAUUAUUUUGGUUCAUCCUUUGCACUACUUCAACUUUGAUGCUCUUUAUAAAACUGGAAAAAAUGAAAAACCAACGAAAUAGUGCUCUCGUUCAAAAAGCUGAGCUAUCGCUUUCUCUAACGACUUUAUCAAUGCUGUUUUCAUUCAUUUUUCAUUUUGUCGGAGGGCUAAUAUUUAUAAUCAAUCCUUAUUAUACAGCAUAUUUUAUUGCUCUUCGGCCAUAUGGAAAUGAUAUUGAAUUUGUAGUCGUCCCUUGGAUUUUCUACUCAACUCAUCCAAUUUUCAAAAAGCAAUCUGUUGUCGCGGAUGGAGCAUCAAGAAUUGGAAGUGUGCAAACUACUUUUUGA